This is a messenger RNA of Purpureocillium takamizusanense, 3918 nucleotides long. It is a transcript of the gene rhp26, whose product is annotated as DNA repair protein rhp26. Bases 357 to 3821 code for a protein of 1154 amino acids. Gene Ontology annotation, cellular component: nucleus. Lineage: Eukaryota; Fungi; Ascomycota; Sordariomycetes; Hypocreales; Ophiocordycipitaceae. The transcript has a single exon. Gene Ontology annotation, biological process: transcription-coupled nucleotide-excision repair. The record is from RefSeq and is a predicted model, not a curated record. Gene Ontology annotation, molecular function: ATP binding; ATP-dependent chromatin remodeler activity.
CUUGAAAGUCACGGCAAAGAAUUAUCGAACAACUUCCACCUUCAUUUUCUUGCCACCCACCCACUUGCAUCACGAAACGAGGCCUACGAGAUCUUUCACGCGUCACCGAUAAAUCCGUCUCUCGUCGCAAGCCGCGUACUCCUCUGUCGCUGGAGCCCUCGCCGCUGGGGGCUGCCUGCGCAUGGUGAGCAGUGUGUGAUUGUUCGUCGCCAUAUAGAAUCACACUUGACGACAUCGCGGGCAAAAUGCAACAAGGCGCGAAGGCGUGAUCUCUUGAGACAGGCAUCGACCGGAAGGGCACACCUCGCCUCGAAAGGUUUCCCUCGGUGCCCUCUGUGACCCAAAAGCUGCGCAGCAUGGCGCCUGACCAGAACCAGCAAGAGAGGAGUUCCGGCGAGGAUCACCUCGCCUUGGUCGACAAAAUGGUUGCCGCCGCCGAGGACAUCAGAAACGAAAGUAGUGCGCCAGAUGAGUCUGCACCAGCUGUAAUGACCGAGGAAGAUGCGCUGCGGAAUCUUACCGGUACCGUGAGAGACCAGGAUGAGCUCGAGCGUGACAUCACGAUACAAGCCAACGCGGCGCUGAUGGAAGCCGAGGAUAAGAAGGACCAGCACCGGAUCGCCAAGUUGGAUGCAUUGCAGCAGCGCUUACAGCUACAGCUCGACAAGGAGAAGAAGAGACUGGAGAAGGUCGCAGGAAACCCAUACCAGUCGCGCACCAUUCAGAAGGAAAUUGUCAGAAUCGAAGAAGAGCUCCGUCGCGCAAUCAGCGACAUUUCUGACUUUCAGGCACGUAUAGACAAGCGACACCAGGAGGACCCGCUCGAGACUUCAAAUCAGCCCAAGUCGAAAAAAUUGCCUGGAGAGAGCCACCGCGAAUAUCUCAUACGGACCGGCAAGAUCACUCCCUUUGCUAAGAUUGGCGGCGCGCGGCCUGAAGGGUUGGAAGGACAAUUGGCUGAUACGAUCCUCGAUGCUGAGGAGGAGGCUGCUGCUGAGCAAUAUGCCGAAGAUGUCGAAGGCCCGACCUCGCACCAGCUGCUAAGGCGUCCGGGCUUCAAGGACGAAGCCGAGCCUGAAAGGAAGCACCCCUCACCUUCCGCAGCGGAAAGCGAGUUCUCUCUUCGACCGCGGAAGAAGCAGAGAAUCGAGAGGGAGCGAAGCCCGUCGGCAGAUUUUCAACCCGAAGAGUCUUCAGGCUCCGAGUCCGCUGAUGCUGCUAUCUGGCAGCAGGGAACCGAGGAUGACCUUGUGCGAAACGAGCAGCGGAAGCGCGCGGUUAAGGCCAAAGCACUGGAGCAAGAGAAAAUUGAUCUCAGCAAGAUAGAUGAUGGCAACGAGGCACAUUACCAGAGGCGGCUCAAGGAUUGGGUCUCUCGGCGGAGUCGUGCCAGGCUGGCCAGGCGUCAUCAAGCGGCACUGGAUGAUGCCGUAACGGAGGGCGACGAAGAGGAGUGGUUCAAGCCAUCCCCUGAUCAUCCUGACCAAAUUUUCGAUGAUGAUUUGAAAAUGCCUGGCGACAUUCAUCCCUCAUUAUUUGGGUACCAGAAGACUGGUGUCCAGUGGCUUGCCGAACUCUACAAGCAGAGGGUCGGCGGCAUCAUUGGCGACGAGAUGGGUCUCGGCAAAACGGUGCAGCUGAUUGCGUUCAUUGCAGCGCUUCACUACAGCAAGAAACUCAACAGGCCGGUCAUUGUGGUCGCCCCUGCUACCCUGCUUCGGCAGUGGGUAAGUGAAUUCCACCGAUGGUGGCCGCCGUUGCGAGUUUCGAUUCUGCACUCCUCUGGAAGUGGGAUGAUGAACGCCAGGCUGGAAGAUGACUACGACGUCGAACACUAUCGGCCUAUCGCGACAAAAUCUCAGGGCGCGGCGAGGCGCAUCGUCAAGAAUGUUGUCAACAAAGGCCAUGUGCUUGUCACGACGUACACUGGCCUCCAGACGUACGCCGACGAAUUGCUCCCCAUCGAAUGGGAGUACGCCGUGCUUGAUGAAGGCCAUAAAAUUCGAAACCCCAACGCUGAGAUCACGGUGACAUGCAAGGAGCUCAGCACGCCGAAUCGGGUUAUUUUGUCCGGAACGCCGGUGCAAAACAACUUGACGGAGCUGUGGUCGCUUUUCGACUUCAUCUACCCCAUGCGGCUGGGAACCCUCGUCAACUUCCGCACCCAGUUUGAGAUACCUAUUCGGCAGGGCGGAUACGCGAACGCGUCGAACCUUCAAGUCAUGACAGCUGAAAAAUGCGCCGAGGCACUGAAGGAGACCAUCAGCGAGUACCUACUGCAGCGACUGAAAGUUGACGUUGCUGCAGACCUCCCGGAGAAGACGGAGCAGGUUCUCUUUUGCAAGCUGACGGACGGCCAGCGGAAGGCGUAUGAGACAUUUCUCAAGUCCGAUGAGGUCGCGGCUAUUCUGAACAGAAGACGGCAGUCGCUGUACGGCAUCGAUAUCCUACGCAAGAUUUGCAACCACCCCGACUUGCUGGACAAGAGCCUGAAGAACAAGGCUGGCUACCCGUUUGGGAGUCCCAAGCUUUCCGCCAAGCUGCAGCUGACCAAGGACUUGCUUCAAAAGGUCAUGAUACCCAACGGCCACAAGAUGUUGCUCUUUUCCCAGGGGAAACUUAUGCUUAACAUCAUUGAGAAGUGCAUGCGGGAGUGCGGAAUAACUUAUGUUCGCAUGGAUGGAGAGACACCGGUGGACCAGCGGCAGCCUAUGAUCGACAGAUUCAACUCUGACCCCAACAUUCAUGUCUUUCUCAUGACGACGCGUACGGGAGGUCUCGGCACGAAUCUCACGGGCGCAGAUCGCAUCAUCAUAUUUGACCCAGACUGGAAUCCAUCUACCGACUUGCAGGCGCGGGAGCGUGCCUGGCGUUUGGGCCAGAACAAGCCCGUCAAAAUCUAUCGUCUCAUGACUGAGGGCACUAUCGAAGAGAAGAUCUACCAUCGGCAGAUUUUCAAGCAGUUCAUGACCAAUAAGGUUCUGAAAGACCCGAAGCAGCGGAGCUCGUACGACUUGUCGGACCUGUACGAUCUAUUCAGCUACAACCCUGGCGAUGAUCCGGCCUUACAGCGAAGCGAGGUGUUCAAGGGCGCUGAGGUUGACAUUGGCAAUGUAGAUGGCAAGGACAAACAGAAUAAGGACAAGGUUGGUGACGAAGAACGGCAGGAGCUCGAGCGCAUGAAGCUUGUUGCCGGCAUGGAGGAGUACAAGGAGGACAAGUCUGCACAUGACGAGCGGCGCAUGCUCGAAGGCAUCUUUGCGCGCUCGGUCAACAGCGCGUACGACCACGAGCAAAUUGUCAACGGUCCCCAAAAGCCAAAAGCGGACAUCAGAGUCCUCCGCCAGGAAGCCAAUCAGGUCGCCCGCCAAGCGGCAGCGCAUUUGCGGCAGGCUGCCCAAGAGGCCCGGCACGUACCCAUUGGCACCGUGACCUGGACGGGCGAGGUCGGGACCGGCGGCCGUCCAGGUGCCAACCGUCGUCGCGGAGGCCCAAGCUCAGCAGGCAUCAUGAGCAACCUCGCGGACCGGCAGGGGCUCAAUGAUGGUAUGGCCAGCGGGAGCGGCAGCAGCUCCCGCUUGGGGACCCCUGGCGUGGAUCGCAGUUUGAAGGCAAAGGACUUUGUGGCUAUGAUCAAGACUUUCAUCAACAGGCACGGCGGACGGGUGCCGAGCAAGAUGCUCGUUGACCACUUUAACCCGUACUGUCCUGGGCAGAAGCAAAGUGAUGAGUUCAAGACGGCGCUGAAUCGAGUGGCCGUCAUGAGCAAGGCCAGUGGCGCGGGAAGAGGCAUGUGGACGCUCAAGCCCGGACCCAAGUAGAUUGGCCUGCAAGCUCAAGACUUGAAGGGUGACUCUGCAUUUCCAUAGCGUGGAGUACGGAUCAGGUAGAUGCCCAAUAGACGAAGCAUAUGACUGA